This is a messenger RNA of Wickerhamiella sorbophila, 1233 nucleotides long. RefSeq names its product Actin-related protein 4. Gene Ontology annotation, cellular component: NuA4 histone acetyltransferase complex; SWI/SNF complex. The coding region runs from base 1 to 1233 and encodes 410 amino acids. The transcript has a single exon. Gene Ontology annotation, molecular function: chromatin binding. Lineage: Eukaryota; Fungi; Ascomycota; Dipodascomycetes; Dipodascales; Trichomonascaceae. The record is from RefSeq and is a predicted model, not a curated record. Gene Ontology annotation, biological process: regulation of transcription by RNA polymerase II.
AUGGCUCAGGUUUACGGGGCAGACGAAGUCAAUGCCGUGGUGCUGGACCCCGGUGCGGCAUGGACUAGAACCGGCUGGGCCGGAGAAGACGCACCGAGUGCUACAGUGUCUAGUUGGUACUCUUAUAUGAAGGACGACGAUGGCACAAUUAGUCGUCGCCAAUAUGGUGACGAUAUUGUGAAUAUGGCUCGGGCGAACGUGGAAGUGGCUAAUCCAUACGAGGAUGGUCUAGUUUCUGACUUUGAGGCGGCUCAGGAGCUUUGGAACGUCGCGCUAGCUUCGGAAAUGGCCAGUUUAGAGGACGCGCCCUUGAUGGUAACCCAGCCCUCUUGGGGUGAUUCUAGCUACCAGAGGCAAGUCAUGGAGUACUGCUUUGAAAAAACUAAAACACCAGCAGCAUAUCUUGCAAAAUCUGCCGUAUGCUCUCUAUUUUCUGCCGGCAGAGGCUCAGGCUUGGUUAUUGAUGCGGGUGCUCAAACUUUAUCUAUUACACCUGUGAUAGAUGGGUUGGUACUGAACAAGCCUUCUAUUCGUACAAAACGGGCCGGAAACUACCUCAACACACAAAUUCUUGCUGCGCUCACUGAUCUGAAGCACGAGAUAGUGCCCUGGUACCAGGUCUCCAAAAAAGAAGUGGUUGAACUGGGAGAGCCGGCAAAGUAUACCAAAAAAGGUAUUGAAACUACUUCAAGUUACCAUGAUCUCCAAGUCCAACGCGUAAUUGAUGAUUUCAAAGAGUCUCUUGUCCAGGUUUCCGGUGUUCCAUUAGAUGAAAAGACUGAAACUCCUGCCCGCACCUACGAGUUUCCGGAUGGCCACUCGGCCGAGUUCGGAAAAGAACGCUUCGAAUUGGGUGAGUCGCUGUUCAGAAAUGGGUCUGAUGAAAUGUCUGACGAUUCAGAGAACUCCAAAGGUGUUUCCCAACUGGUCAUUGACGUGAUCAACAACUGCGAUGUCGAUAUCCGGGCAAACCUUACAAACAACAUCGUUAUCACCGGUGGAACGUCGCUUUUACAAGGAUUCACUGCUCGUAUCAACCACGAUCUGCAGCAGGCUUUCCCUGCUCUUAAAAUAAGGCUCUAUGCUCCCGGUAAUAUGACGGAGAGGCGUAAUGCUUCAUGGUUAGGUGGAAGCAUCCUGGCCUCCUUGGGUACCUUUCAUCAACUAUGGGUUUCUAAACAAGAAUGGGAUGAAGUAGGAGCUGAGCAAAUUGCUGCAAAGCGCUUUAGAUAG